CCAGUUGCCCUAGUCUCCCACUCCCAGCCCUCUUCCGAAUCCCGAUCAGUCGAUCCCCUUCCCCGACUUGCUGCGGCGUAGCUCCUUCUCCAUUUUGCGGCCAAUCCUCCACCUCCAAGGCUCCAACCAGCUCUGUUGGUCUGCCCCCGUUGCCUUCAAAGGACCAACAAGCCGUGAAGGUGAAGCACUUCGGUAGUUCGAACGCUGAAGCCCCUCUGCCUCCUCCUUUCACCACCGCCCGACGCCCCCCGACCCCGCCGCGUUCCGCCUCCCUUCGCCCGCACGCUGCGCCGCUGGCCAUGAAGCCCGACUCCACAGACAGCACCACCGAAACCCCCCACACCCUUCAAACCCCCCUUCACCCCUGCCUCCCUCCAAAGCCCUCUCGCCCUCCAAACCCCUCCGGCCCUCCCUCUCCUCCGAACCCCUCACCCCUUCCCCUCCAAACCCCCACACCACACUACAAGACCCAUCUGGACCUCGACAACUUGACCCCUUGACUUGCUCCUCCCGGACCUUCCCCAACCCCCGACCCCGACUUGCUGCGGCGCUGACCUCUGACCCCGACUUGCUGGUGAGUUCCUUCUUCUUUCCUCAACGUCCAUCAUCUCUUUGCUCAUCACUCCUCAGCUCCUCUAUUGUUUUGAGUUUUUCCAUCAUUUCUCUUUCUUUUAUUUAUUGUUUCUGUUAUUAUUGUUAUUAUUAUUUCUUUAUCAAAACAUGUUUGGGAGGAGGGCUGAAUGUUAAGCUUUCAAGUGUUUAAAUUAAUUGGCGUCUAAAUUUGAUUGGUUUUGUUUUAUCCUUGACUAGGUUUUGUAUGGCAAGCUUAUGUACUAAAUAUGUAAUUUGAUUGGUUGUUUAUAUUUUUCAAGAAAUGUCAAAUGGCCAACCUGAAUUUGAUCAACAUGCCUCUACAGCUUAUAGUAAAAAUGAACUUAUUGAAUUGGAAAAUAUUAUUCAUAAAGAUGAUGCAAUGGAUGAAAUGAAAGAUAUGGGUACAGAACAAUCUUAGGAUGACCCAAACAAGAGGAAAAGAUCUGAAGUGUGGACUAAAUUUGAUAUUGUAACAGUAGAUGGCAACACAAAGGCAAAAUACAAUUAUUGUAAUGCUAAAUCGGCAUGGAAGAGGGGGGGUGCCACAACUCAUCUUAAAAGACAUUUAAACGCUUGCAUGCCUCGAAAACUUUCUAAGUCUAGCAAAGACAAAGAGUUAAAACAAAGCUUAUUGUCGUUUGAGGUUACUCAAGGUCAUGCAAUGCUAGCAACUUACAAGUAUGAUAAAGACAAGAUAAGAGAAAUUCUUACAAAGAUGUUUAUAGUGCAUCAGUAUCCUUUUAGAAUAGUGGAACAUCAGUUCUUUGUUUUAUUCUGUAAGGCUCUUAAUCCAAAAUUUGAGCUAAUAAAGUGGGUUACUUUGAGGAAUGACUGCAUGAAAAUAUUUGCAAUUGAGAAGCAAAAGUUGAGGUCAAUGUUAAGAAAUGUUGAUAGAAUUAGCUUAACGACUGAUCUAUGGACUUCAAAUCAAACAAUAGGGUAUAUUUGCCUCACUGGACAUUUCUUAGAUUCUGAAUGGAAGUUGCAAAAGAGAAUUUUAAAUUUUUGUAGCUUGGCACCUCCCCACACCGGAAUUACUAUUGCUGAUUGUAUUCUUCAGUGUCUAACUGAAUGGGGGAUUGAAGAUAAAGUUUUCACUAUUAUGUUAGACAAUGCAUCUCGAAUGACACAGUAGUCAAGGUCUUGAGGGAAAAUUUUGCAAUCAAAGGAAAGCUUUACUUCAAUGAAAAAAUAUUUCAUGUUCGCUAUUGUGCACAUGUUUUGAACCUAAUGAUACAAGAUGGUUUAGCAGAAAUACGGGAUAUAAUUGAGAAUAUCCGCGAAAGUGUGGAAUAUCUGAAGAUGUCUCCUUCACAACUUCACAAGUUUAAUGAAAUUGUUAAACAAUUGAAAUUGUCAACCUCUAAAAUUCUUCAACUUGAUGUGUCUACUUGAUGGAACUCAACAUAUGAAAUGCUAGAGUCAGCACUGGAGUUCAAACCGAUGUUUCCAGUGUACAAGGAAAGAGACUCUAACUAUAAAUGGUUGCCAUCCGAGGAGGACUGGAUACGAGCUACAGAAGUUUCAAAAUUUUUAGAAGUUUUUAAUGAAGCCACAGAAGUGUUCUCAGGACGUCAAUAUCCAAUUUCAAAUUUAUUCCUUAAAGAAAUUUGGAGAGUGAAGAAGAAAUUAAAUGAUAUGUCCUUCGAUACUAGAGAUUUUGUCAUGCGCAUGGCUCGAAGAAUGUAUGAAAAAAUUGAGAAGUAUUGGGGAGACUGUAACUUACUAAUGGCAAUUGGAGGUAGAGUGCUUGAUCAAUAUCGUAGCUCUUUGAAGCCUGAGACUGUACAAGCUUUGAUUUGUACUGGAGAAUGGUUGCGUCAUGAGCUUGGAUUGGUGCAGUCAUCAAAUGUUGAUGAAGAGUUUAUGCGAUGGAACAAAGAGUCUACAAAAACUGGUUUGAUUGUCAUUGCCUUUGUGCAAGGUGUCAUAAAACUUCUACGUUGCACAAGUGCAUGUGCGUCAUAUUCUUGCUCAGAAUGCACUCCGAAAAGUAUGCAGCUGCAAACUGUAAGUUUACAAUUUUGUCCUGCAGGUGCUAGUUGUGGCUAAUCCUGCAAAUACGAAUGCUCUGAUUUUGAAAGAGUUUGCUCCAUCCAUCCCUGAAAAAAAUAUAACUUGCUUGACACGACUACAUCACAACAGGGCACUGGGCCAGAUUGCUGAGAGAUUAAACAUUCAAGUCAGUGAUGUUAAGAAUGUAAUCAUUUGGGGAAAUCAUUCUUCCACUCAGUACCCUAAUGUAAACCAUGCAACUGUAAAAACACCAGGUGGUGAAAAGCCUGCCCGUGAACUUGUUGCCGCUGAUGAUUGGUAAGUGUGCACAGAGACAUACUUUUAUGCUUA
Molecule: messenger RNA, 2940 nt
Organism: Phoenix dactylifera (date palm)
Lineage: Eukaryota; Viridiplantae; Streptophyta; Magnoliopsida; Arecales; Arecaceae
Source: RefSeq, a predicted model, not a curated record